Penicillium manginii is the source of this 1224-nucleotide messenger RNA. RefSeq lists its product as uncharacterized. The record is from RefSeq and is a predicted model, not a curated record. Gene Ontology annotation, molecular function: zinc ion binding; DNA binding. Lineage: Eukaryota; Fungi; Ascomycota; Eurotiomycetes; Eurotiales; Aspergillaceae. Bases 1 to 1224 code for a protein of 407 amino acids. The transcript has 2 exons. Gene Ontology annotation, biological process: DNA-templated transcription.
AUGUGGGUAGGUCAAAAGGCAGCAUAUGAGCGUGCUGAAUGUGACCGUGGUGAGCUGGCUGUCUAUUGCCGACGGGGUCAGCUAUUGGAUUGCCGAAUGAAACCCAACGCCUCGCCUCAGAUCCCGUCGAGAUCAAAUUUGAACCGAUUCGAAGAAGCAUGGUCAAAGUGGAUCAUUGUUGAACAAAAGAAACGCCUAGGGCUCUGCAUAUAUUUGCUGGACUGUCAAAUGGCAGCAGUAUUCCAGCGUCAGCCAUACAUCAGCAAGGCAGAGACGGUCAAUGCCUCACUGCCUUGUUCAGAAAUAUUUUGGAAUGCACCAACAGCAUGGGCAUGGAAAGCCCUACUUGGACCGGCCGAGAUUCCACCAAGCACGUAUUUCCUUACAACAUUGACGACCAUCCUUUUACACAAUGAAAUCCCGGGGGUCCUUCCAUUCCCAGCAUUGGAUGAUUUUUGCAAGACUCUCUACGCCUAUGUCCUGCAUACGCACGUCUUCGAGUGGCGACAAACAAUCUGCAUGCUCAAUCCAACAGGACUGAUUACGUCUCCUAUCUCCCUGGCACCCGAGAACAUUGGUAUCUCGCUACAAGAGCGACGGAAAUGGCUUGAAGGCUGCCUCAGAAAUUGGGCCUCCGCCUACGGAGAUUGCAACCAAGAAGACUUUACCAAUCGAAAUUCGAAGAGCUCAUCGGGAAUUCUCCUCUAUCACCUCGCGAGUCUGGCACUCCAUCUGAAUUUUUCAGACCUCCAUAUUGUUGCCGGUAGAUCUGGCUCAGAUGCGGAUAUCGGACUGGCUAUGCAGUCAUUGCGCAAUUGGCUGCAAGGAGAGAGAGUCCAGAAGAUAUUUGCGUGCAACAGUCAAAUGUUAGAUGCAGCGCACGAAGCAAUUUUUGCUGGUGAUGCACAGAGGAGUGGGUACGAAUUAGCGGUCUCUUUGUUCAUUGGCGGUCUCACUAGCUGGGCCAUAUCUCAAUUUGGAAGUGGCGAUCUGAUGCCUGUCGAUUUGAACACGUCAAACAUUUCACAAGCCCCCCGAACGGAAAUUGGCAGUGAUGACAAUCGAAAUCAACCGAGUGCCGAAGACUCGCCACAAGCUGUGAACUCGCUUUUUGACCAAGUUGCAGGUGCCCGGGACGGGCUACGUGCCGUUAAGUGUGUACGACUGGCAGUGUCCUUUGGGGAGAUUCUCGACCGACUUCUCAAUAAGCCAAUGGAUCAGUGA